Molecule: messenger RNA, 2805 nt
Organism: Rotaria sp. Silwood1
Lineage: Eukaryota; Metazoa; Rotifera; Eurotatoria; Philodinida; Philodinidae
Source: the annotation of a GenBank genome assembly
AUGGCUGAUAUACAGAAAAAAUUUGAUGCAUGUUUAAUUCGUACAAAUGAUGAUAAUUUUAUUGUUGCUGAAUGGCACCAGUUAGUAACAACUGCUAAUAAAUCAAAACUCACUGUUGGAUCAUGUGUUGGAUAUAAAAAGUCAACAAAUAAACGGGAGAAGAUUAUUCGUGGCACAAUUAUGAUUAUUGUAUGUGAAAAACAAAAAAAAUUAUUCAUGGCAAAGGUUAAUAGUAAAAAUGGUGCAGCACAAAAAUUUGAUGAAAAAGAUGAAUGUGAAUCUGAAUCAACUGGAAUUUCAUAUAGUAAAAAUGAUUUAGAGUCAAACGAUGAAGAUUCGUCUGACUCAAAUGAUGCACGUUUGGAAAUUGAUACUGAACAAGAAGAAAAUUGUCAUGAAAAUAACUCAAAAAAAAUUCAAUCUAAUCAAGCAACAAUCAAUGAACCACGAAACGACAAUCGAUCCAAGACAUCAGAUGCAUCAUCUUUAAAUGCUGCUUAUACAGAAGAAAAAACAACUAGUUCAUUUAAACGAAAGAGUGUUGAUUCUGACAGUGAAGCACAAUAUGUAGAAACAAAACGAAAACGAAUUUCUGUGAGUUCUUAUGAGGAGCUCAAAAUGGAAAACAAUCGAAUGAAGAAAGAAAUUGAAAAAUAUAAAAGGGAAUGGAUGCCUCGUCCAACUGAUUCUAGUGUUAUAAGAUAUUUUGUACGUAUGGGAUUACUAUUUUCUUCUGAUGGUGAAACAGAAGAAGGUAGAGGUGAAAAAUUGAUUAAGAUUUGUGAUCAAUUAAAUAUGACCGAAGAACAAUUAAUUAGAUUACAAAAGCCGAACGGUACAAGAACAGCUCGUUCUAUUAUACGUGCCUGUUAUCCACUACAUACUCGAGUGGAUGCUCUUGAAGAAGGUAUUGAUGAUGAUAUUCGACAAGCUGUUCAUGAUUACGUUAAUAUGUUUCAUGGCAUGGAAAGUCUAACGGACGGAAAAAUUAAUGAAAGUAUUAACAACGUUUUUCGUAGUGCCAAAAGUCAACAAAAAGAUGAUGGAAAAAAUGAAUCUCAACAAUCAACUUUCAACAAUUCAAAACUCUCGACAAGUUCAGAUUCAUUAUCAAGACCUAUUGAAAAAGUAGAUUUAGCUGCGGCUUUAGUCGCCUUGAAAAAUCGUCAUUCUUUAUCAGCAGUCUGCAUCAACGAUAUAUGUUCACUAUUGUGUGUUUUAAAUGUGCCUGGUGCUCCUCGUAGUUGGUUUCAAGUGAAAAAAGCACUUGAUAAAUCAUGUGCAUCUAGUCUUGAUCGAACAGUGUGGUGGAUAUGUCCAAAUUGCAAAAAGACCUCUGAUAACAAGUUUACUUGCUCAAAUGCUAAUUGUAACUGGCGUUUUGCACCUCCUGCAUCAAUGCCAAAUUAUUUUUAUACUUUUAAUAUUCGUGAUCAACUUUCUUCAACAUUAGCGACUACAGCAGAUAUGUAUUUACCAAAAUGUACAAAUGUUACACCACAUUCAAUUUUAUCAAUGAAAGAUAUUGUUGAUAGUAACUACUAUCGAAAACUACUUGAUGAAGAAUCUGACGACAUUUUAACUCUAACUAUGAGUACAGAUGGAAUACAACCAUUUAAAAGUACGGAAAAGUCAAUAUGGCCUGUAACUUUUAUAAUUAAUGAAAUUAAACGUAAAAACCGAUUUAGCUUUCAAAACUUAAUACUUGGUGGAGUCUGGCCUGGUCCUGCAAAACCAAAGCGGUUUGAAAUGUCAGCUGUGUUGGAAACAAUUAUUGUACAACUUAAGGAGUUGGAGAAAGGGUCUUAUUUUGAAUGUCGUUCAGAUGCAGGCUAUGUUUCACGAUUCUUAAAAGUUUUUUUAAUUUGUGCAUGUAUGGAUAAACCAGCACAAGCAUUGGUACAAAAUUUACCCGAACCAACUGCAAAAUUUGGAUGCGGAAGAUGCGAAAUUCGUGGAUAUACUGUGUUGUCGUCUGAAAAUUCUGAUCAUCGAAUUAAUUGUUUUCCUAUUGAAAACUCCCUGACUCAACCACAUUUAAGAACAAAUGAUCGAUAUGAUUAUCUUAUUUUAAUUAAAGAACUAAAUGAUAUUGAAGUAGAAAAACUUAAUCGUCAUUCACUUGAUCGCAAAGGUAAGCGUCAACUCAAGCAAAAAUUAAUCAAAAAUAAGGAGUCUGAACAUGGAAUCCUCGGUCCUUGUGUGCUUCGUCAAUUGAAAUAUUUUGACGUUGGAUUCAGUUUUGUAUCAGAUAAUCUACACAACGUGUAUCAAGGUGUAACGAGGAAGUUAUUAUCUCUUUGGCUUCAUGCUGAUUAUAAAAGGGAAGAUUGGUCGUGUUAUAAUCAUAUUCAUCAAUUGUCAUCAAUGCUUCAAUCAUUUCGUUUUCCUUCAACAACUGGUCGACGACCACGUUCACUACUUAAAUUCAAAAAGUUUAAAGCCAGUGAAUUAAGAAUGGUUCUUCUUUUUGGAUUUGUGAUCUUUAAAAAGGUCUUAAAAGCUAAAUAUUACGAUCAUUUUCUGAAAUUAGUAGUAGCUAUUCAUUUUUCCGAGCACCGAACUAUAAGCAUGGUCAUGGUCGAUAACGUAAAAAGUCUUCUUCAUGAGUUUCUCAUUGAAUAUCCAAAACUCUACACGGCUCGACAUAAUCAACAAGUUGUACAUUCCCUUAAUCAUAUUGGACAAACUAUUAAUGAUUAUGGUCCAUUGACUUCUUACUCUACAUUUCACUUUGAAAAUAUUUUAGGUGAUAUCUUGAUUUUUUCCUACCAAUCUUUUAUAUAUGGUUUCAUUGAUAUUUAG